Messenger RNA from Psilocybe cubensis, 540 nucleotides. RefSeq lists its product as uncharacterized. The coding region runs from base 1 to 540 and encodes 179 amino acids. The transcript has a single exon. The record is from RefSeq and is a predicted model, not a curated record. Lineage: Eukaryota; Fungi; Basidiomycota; Agaricomycetes; Agaricales; Agrocybaceae.
AUGGUUGAAGACGAAAGCGAAAACAUUCAGCGAUACGCCAAGCACGCCAAUGUUCUUAUGGGGCCAAAGGCUACCCGUCGCGCCGUUCUUAGUGGUUUAAAGCAGCACCCUUGGGUACAUUUGGCAUGUCAUGGUCGGCUGGGGGACAAAGGCCAACCGUUCCGUGCCUCAUUUGAGCUUUACGACAAACCUUUGACCCUUCUUGAUGUAAUCCGGGCUAGACUACCCAAUGCUGAGUUCGCCUUUCUAUCAGCAUGUCAUAGUGCUUCUGGGGACGCCAAUACACGGGACGAAAACAUCCAUCUCUCAGCAGCAAUGCAGUUCUGCGGAUUCCGAAGUGUUGUGGGCACACUGUGGGAAAUGAACGAUGAGGAUGGUCCAACUAUCUCGCAAGAGUUCUAUCGGUACAUGUUCCGUAGCUCAGAAAGGUCUCCGAGUUUUACAGACUCAGCUGAGGCAUUGAACCACGCUGUGAGGGCAAUGAGAAAGGCUAAGGUUCCUAUCGAGCAUUGGGUCAUGUUUGUUCACAUCGGUGCUUGA